Chelmon rostratus (copperband butterflyfish) is the source of this 3128-nucleotide messenger RNA. It is a transcript of the gene brox, whose product is annotated as BRO1 domain and CAAX motif containing. The coding region runs from base 118 to 1350 and encodes 410 amino acids. The transcript has 13 exons. The record is from RefSeq and is a predicted model, not a curated record. NCBI's taxonomy places the organism in Eukaryota, Metazoa, Chordata, Actinopteri, Chaetodontiformes, Chaetodontidae.
UCAGUUUCUACACCGUGUUUAUUUCCGGAAGUAAGUUAUCAGUGUCAGACUUUCCAUAAGGACUACCAAACCUCGUAUCUACAGCGCCCGAACGACAGGUGUGUCUUCAUCCACAGGAUGGCACAUUGGUUUCACAGAAACCCACUGAAGGCGACAGCGCCUGUGUCCUUUAAUUUUUAUGGAGUGGCAGGGAGCCCCGCCGCCAAUAAGAUAUGCAAUGAUCUGAGGACAACCAGGGCAAGGCUGCUGGAGAUGUUCACUGAUGUCACCUGCAACCCAGAGAUCAUGAAAAAUGCCACAGAUGCAUACUUCUCCCUCCUACAAGGAUUUAUCUUAUCCUUGGAUGGAACUACACAGGAGAACAAGAUGAGGUUCAUCCAGAACUUCAAGUGGACUGACACUUUACAAGGAAACACACCAAGUGCCCAGCAGGACGCAGUCUUUGAACUGGUCUCCAUGGCCUUCAAUGUAGCCCUCUGGUACACCAAGUUUGCCUCGAGACUAGCCGGGAAAGAAAACAUAACGGAGGCUGAAGCGAAAGAUGUUCACCGGAGCCUGAAGGUUGCCGCUGGCAUAUUCAAAAACCUCAAGGAGGUCCACAUCCCUCGUCUCAUCACCCCAGCUGAGAAGGGCAGAGACCUGGAGCCCCGAGUGAUUGAUGCAUAUAUCAUCCAGUGCCAGGCAGAGGCGCAAGAAGUGACAAUUGCCAGAGCGAUUGAACUGAAGCACAAUGCCACACUCAUUGCAGCGCUGGCAUUUGAGACGGCAAACUUCUAUCAAAAAGCUGACCACACAUUGAACACUUUGGAGCCAGAGUGCAGUAGCAAGUGGAGGAAAUAUCUUCAGCUGAAGCAGCACUUUUACAUGGCUUAUGCUUACUGCUAUCAUGGACAGACACUGCUGGCCAGUGACAAGUGUGGAGAGGCUAUAAGAUCUCUCCAGGAGGCAGAAAAGUGCUACUCCCGUGCCGAGGCGCUGUGUAAAGAGUAUCGUCAGACCAAAGGCCCAGGCACCACAGCCAAGCCGUCGGAGCAGCUGUUCUUCCUCAAACUGGGCGGCGUCAUUAAAAACACGCUGGAGAAGUGCCAGAGAGAAAACGGCUUCAUAUACUUCCACAAGAUCCCAGCUGAGGCGCCCCAGCUGGAGUUGAAGGCGAGUUAUGGCCUGGCUGAGCCGGUCCCCUUCGAGCUGCCGCCUCUCAGUGAGCAGUGCUCUGCAGAAGUCUAUGCCACCUUUGACCUGACCAAGGGAGCCAAAAAUGACAAGGCCAAGCCCAAGGAGGAGGAGGUGAAACCAGUGAAGGAGCCAGAUUUGAAGCCUCAGAAGGACACAGGCUGUGUCGUCUCCUAAACUCUCCACAGAUUCCAUCUUCAGCCUCAUGCUUCACUACCAUCUAUUAUAAUGAUGGCAUCCAUAUUUCUUUUCAUGUAAACCUCCAUAGGAAAAAUGUUUUUUUGUAAUAUUAAUCUAUGGUGUUUUACAUUUAUGCUGAAACAUGCGUAUUGUCCGUGGGUAUGACAGCCAUCGUCCUCUCAUCUAAGCCAGAGCCAGUCACGGCUUCCCUUAAAGUAAACCUCAGACAUUUAUACAGAUGGAAACUUCUUUCGGGUUUUUGUUAGUAAUUACACAUCAGAUGAAAGGAUUACUUCAAAUUAGGUCUUUACAUGAAGUAAUUUCAAGUGGAAUGAUUAUAAGUAAGCCUUAUGGGUGAAGAAGUUGUAUUAAUGGUGCCUUUGCCUGCAAGUAAACCUGUUUACUGAGGCCCCUUUGAACCUUUUUGGCACUGAUUUAUAGUUUGAUGGCUUAAAAAAAAGGAAACUGGCCUAUUAAACAAUCUGCGAAAUGGCCUCAGGAUGUGGAUCUAAACAAAAAAUGCUGUACUGAAAACCAAAAUGAUAAAAAGGCGGAUUUUUACAUUCAAUAUUUAGCAAUGAAGGAAACUGCAUUCCAACAAUCAGCCUGUAUACUACAAUACAGUCAGAUGAUUUUAAUGAAUUUCAGGCUGAGAUUUGUUCACCACUUCCACCACAAACGUGUUAUAAUUAACAGAACUGAAAUGUAAAUCAACAGUGGACAGACAAACUGAAGAAGACUACACGUGUUAUUGCUGGUGCAUUUGGGUUGUUGUAGCUGUAGCAGUUUACAAUCAAUAUUUGAUUUAGAUCACAUGAUGUAUGUACUGUAGUCAUUUUUGUACAUGACAUAGCUGUUUUUUUUACUUCUACUAUUCAUUUAAGAAAACUUUAUUACUGGAUGAGGCUGAGUCAUUCUUAAACAUGCUUAGGGAAUUUGUGAUUAUAUCCCUGAUAGUAUUAGUUCUUAAUUUAUUUGUUGUUAUGCCACAAUAUUUUAGUUGAGAACUUCAAACAUUUAUGACAGUAUACAGUUCUAUGUAACUCCAAUCAUAUUUUUUGGUGAUGUUGAUUUUCAUUUUUAUGCUUCAGUGGAUACAACAGAAUCCCCUCUGAUACAUACAGUAAAAGGCUUACCCUUGUAAACUUCUCAGUUGCUGAGUGAGUGCUGCUGUCUAUAGUUGACACAAUGUAUGUACUGUAGAUCUAUUAAGUGUUAUCCCCUUCCUUAGAGACAAAGACCAGGCGGGAGCAUCAUCAGACACCGGGGGUGGGAGCUCUGGCUGCUUCACAGAACUUGCUCAUAUUAUCAAAACUUUCCCACUUUGAAAAUAAAUGUCGGUUAAAGCUGGAAACUUGUAUAAACUGUAAUCUAGUGCUCACAUGUACUCAUUUAUGCCCCCACAGGUAUAUUAGCGUACCUGAGCAAGACCCCGGCAGCAGUGAAAGGCUGACAAGCUAACUUUCUGACUAAAUUCCAUUAUAGCACAACACCUUUGCACUUUAUACUCAGUUGUGCAGGGCUUUCAGUGGGGGUCUAAUGGAAUCAUAAUGCUCAUGGCAUUUGUCUGUUCUGCAUUAUACCCGGAACAGCCAGUUUAACAUUGCAUUCACAGAUCAAUGCUAGUCCUUUAUUCUUUUCAAGGCAACUGUUUAUUAAAAGGGUGUGUCAGAUCACCAUUACAGUGUACACUCCUGUUGCUCAUUAUCCUCCUCUAAUGGUGUCCUUCAUGUAAAAUGUAUUUCAAACUCUAUUAAAUCAUCCAUAAAACUCCA